GACUUCAGAUCAGAAGAUGAAUGAUUUUGUGGAGGAAGAGGAGGACAGAACAGCUCUGUCCUCCAAAGAUAAUCUUCUGAUCUUCAGUUCUGAACCUGGACCCUCAGACACAAAAGUUCAGUACAGACAGAGAGCAGAGUCUCCAGUACCCAGCUGUAUGUCUAUGAGGAGUGACCAGUCCAAAGAGGAUUUUCCGGACUUCAGUAAUGAACCUGGACCCUCAGACACAAAAGUUCAGUACAGACAGAGAGCAGAGUCUCCAGUAUCCAGCUGUCUGUCUAUGAAGAGUGACCGGUCCAAAGCUAUACCUCCAUUUUUCAGUAAUGAAUCUGGACCAUCAGACACAAAAGAGAAGAAGAUGAGUCAUGCUUCUGUGGAGGAGCUGAUGUCCAGAACAAGUCCUGGACCUCAGACAGCCAGUCAGGGAGGUAGAAACAGCCACACAGAUAGUGUUCUGCAGGAGGUUUUAGAUGAACAUAAGAUCAGUCUGAGGAGGAGAUGUGAAUGUGUGACUGAAGGAACUGAUGAAACAGGAAGUGGAACCCUCCUCAACAGGAUCUACACUGAGCUCUACAUCACAGAGGGACAGAGUGAAGAGGUUAAUACCCAACAUGAGGUGAGGCAGCUUGAGAGAGCUUCCAAGAAGAACGACCUCCAUGACGCUCCAAUCAAGUGCCAGGACAUCUUUAAAGCCUUACCUGACCAACAGGGACACAUCAGAGUCGUUCUGACGAACGGCGUCGCUGGCGUUGGAAAAACCUUCUCAGUGCAGAAGUUCACUCUGGACUGGGCAGAGGGCUUGGAAAACCAAGAUGUCAGUCUGGUGGUUCUGCUUUCGUUCAGGGAGCUGAACUUGAUCAGAGAUGAGCAGUACAGUCUUCUCAUGCUGCUCCAUGUUUUCCAUCCAACAUUACAGAAGGUCACAGCAGAGAAGCUCGCUGUCUGUAAAGUUCUGUUCAUCUUUGACGGCCUGGAUGAAAGCAGACUUUCACUGGAUUUCCACAACAACAAGGUUGUAUCUGAUGUCACCCAGAAGUCAUCAGUCAACGUGCUGUUGACAAACCUCAUUGUGGGGAAUCUGCUUCCCUCAGCUCUCGUCUGGAUAACUUCUCGACCUGCAGCAGCCAAUCACAUCCCUCCUGCAUGUGUUGACAGGGUAACAGAAGUACGAGGCUUCACUGACGCCCAGAAGGAGGAGUACUUCAGGAGGAGAGUCAGUGAUGAAGAGCUGUCCAGCAGAAUCAUCUCACACAUCAAGACAUCCAGGAGCCUCCACAUCAUGUGUCUAAUCCCAGUCUUCUGCUGGAUCACUGCUACAGUUCUGGACCACAUGUUGACUACAGACCAAAGAGGAGAGCUGCCCAAGACCCUGACUGACAUGUAUUCACACUUCCUGGUGGUUCAGACAAAGAAGAAGAAUCAGAAGUAUGGUAAGGGACAUGAGACGAGUCCACAAGAGCUGACGAAGGCUGACAGGGAAAUUCUUCUGAAGCUGGGGAGGCUGGCGUUUGAACAACUGGAGAAAGGAAACAUCAUGUUCUACCAAGAAGACCUGGAGCGGUGUGGUCUUGAUGUCACAGAGGCCUCGGUGUACUCAGGAGUUUGUACAGAGAUCUUCAAAAGAGAGUGUGUGAUCUUCCAGAAAGCAGUCUACUGCUUUGUUCAUCUGAGCAUUCAGGAAUUUCUGGCUGCAGUCUACAUGUUCCACUGUUACACAAACAGCAAAACAGAGGUUCUGGUGGACUUCCUGGGAGAAGACUACAAGCACAGAGAAUCAAACCCAUUUGGCCCAUCUCUGGAUGUCUUCCGAGCCAUGGAGAAAUCCCUUGAAAGUAAAAAUGGUCACCUGGACCUGUUUGUUCGCUUCCUUCAUGGCCUCUCUCUGGAGUCCAACCAGAGUCUCUUAGGAGGCCUGCUAGGUCAGACAAAGAGCAGUUCAGGAAGCGUCCAAAGAGCCAUUAACAACCUGAAGAAGAUGAACAGAGAUAAUAUCUCUCCUGACAGAAGCAUCAACAUCUUCCACUGUCUGACGGAGAUGAAGGACCACUCGGCACAUCAGGAGAUCCAAGAGUUCCUGAAGUCAGAGAACAGAUCAGAGAAGGAACUCUCAGAGAUCCACUGCUCAGCUCUGGCCUACAUGCUGCAGAUGUCAGAGGAGGUUCUGGAUGAGUUGGACCUGGGCAAGUACAACACAACAGAGGAGGGACGACUGAGACUGAUUCCGGCUGUGAGGAACUGCAGAAAGGCUCUAUUGAAGGACUGCAGUUUGUCAGAGAUCAGCUGUGCUUCUCUGGUCUCAGCUCUGAAGUCCAACCCCUCCCACCUGAGAGAGCUGAAUCUGAGUAACAACAGACUGAAGGAUUCAGGAGUGAAACUAUUGUGUGGUUUUCUGAAGGGUCCACACUGUAGACUGAAAACUCUGAGAUUGAUGAGCUGCAGUUUGUCAGAGAUCAGCUGUGCUUCUCUGGCCUCAGCUCUGAAGUCCAAUCCCUCCCAUCUGAGAGAGCUGAAGCUGAGUAACAACAACCUGCAGGAUUCAGGAGUGAAAUUGAUGUGUGGUUUUCUGGAGAGUCCACACUGUAGACUGGAGACUGAGGGAUUGAGUGUCUGCAGUUUGUCAGAGAUCAGCUGUGCUCCUCUGGCCUCAGCUCUGAAGUCCAACCCCUCCCAUCUAAGACAGCUGGAUCUGGAUGGAAACAAGCUGCAGGAUUCAGCUGUGAAGCUGCUGUCUGGUUUUCUGGAGAGUCCACACUGUAGACUGGAGACUCUGAGAUUGAAUCACUGCAGUUUGUCAGAGAUCAGCUGUGCUUCUCUGGCCUCAGCUCUGAAGUCCAACCCCUCCCAUCUGAGAGAGCUGGAGCUGAGUAACAACAACCUGCAGGAUUCAGGAGUGGAGCUAUUGUGUGGUUUUCUGGAGAGUCCACACUGUAGACUGGAGACUCUGAGAUUGAGUGUCUGCUGGUUGUCAGAGAUCAGCUGUGAUUCUCUGGCCUCAGCCCUGGAGUCCAACCCCUCCCAUCUGAGAGAGCUGGAUCUGGAUGGAAACGAGCUGCAGGAUUCAGAUGUGGAGCUGCUGUCUGAUCUUGUGCAUAGUUGACAGUGUAGACUGGAGACUCUGAGCUGGCAGUGAUCUCUGUCAGAGUGAGUGAUCAGAAAAGUGGAUGUGUUGAGAGGAUCAGCCGUGUCCUGAUGAUCCACAGAGGUUCACCACCUGGACCUGGAUUUAAUUUUGUCUUUUUUUUUUUAUUCUUUCAUAUAUUCUGAACCCAAAAUGCCUCUGCAGAAUAGUUCAGUUUAUGACAACAUAACUGUAGAUUAACACAUUUAAAUAGAUCUUUCUGCUUUUCUUUCUGUUGCAGCUCCACCUUGUGGAACGAUGGAGUUUUGCUGUUUAUUUCCACAUAUUUCUAAAUAACAGUCGACAUUUAUAAAGUUACCUUAUUAAAACCGAGCCCUCAGGAAGAGCGCAGGGCUUUGAUGCCCAUUUUUUCGUAGUGGCCAAACGGCGGUACUACAACUUCCGUGUCCGUUUCGUGAUGCUAUUGGGCCCAAAAAGACUUUUUCCCAU
Molecule: messenger RNA, 3568 nt
Organism: Sebastes umbrosus (honeycomb rockfish)
Lineage: Eukaryota; Metazoa; Chordata; Actinopteri; Perciformes; Sebastidae
Product: NACHT, LRR and PYD domains-containing protein 12-like
Molecular function (GO): protein binding
Source: RefSeq, a predicted model, not a curated record